Molecule: messenger RNA, 7155 nt
Organism: Pistacia vera
Lineage: Eukaryota; Viridiplantae; Streptophyta; Magnoliopsida; Sapindales; Anacardiaceae
Product: DNA polymerase epsilon catalytic subunit A-like
Exons: 49
Coding region: 1-6627 (2208 amino acids)
Biological process (GO): DNA replication proofreading; DNA replication; leading strand elongation
Cellular component (GO): nucleus; epsilon DNA polymerase complex
Molecular function (GO): DNA-directed DNA polymerase activity; zinc ion binding; nucleotide binding
Source: RefSeq, a predicted model, not a curated record
AUGGACGGUCGAAGAUGGGAGCGUCGAGACCCUAGACUCACCAAGAAGCAGAAGUUGUUUCGUAGCGCCGAAGAGGAGCUUGAGUCAAAGCUUGGCUACGAUCUCUUCUCGGAAGGCGACAAGCGCCUUGGUUGGCUACUCACUUUCGCUUCUUCAUCUUGUGAAGAUGAAGACAGCCACAAAGUCUACAGUUGCAUUGAUCUUUAUUUUGUUUCUCAGGAUGGUUCUACUUUUAAGGCAAAGUACAAGUUCCGUCCUUAUUUUUAUGCAGCAACGAAGGACAAAUUGGAAAUGGAUGUUGAGGCAUAUUUGAGGCGACGUUAUGAAAGUCAGAUUGCUGAUGUUGAAAUUGUGGAUAAAGAGGACCUUGAUCUGAAAAAUCAUUUGUCUGGAUUGCACAACUUUUAUUUAAAAAUAUCUUUUGAUACCGUUCAACAACUAAUGGACGUGAAGAGAGAUCUAUUGCGUGUUGUUGAAAGAAACCAGGCAAAGUUUGAUGCUGCAGAAGCAUAUGAGUCCAUACUAACAGGGAAACGAGAGCAAAGACCUCAAGACUUCCUUGAUUGCAUUGUUGAUCUCCGUGAGUAUGAUGUUCCUUACCAUGUCCGCUUUGCCAUUGACAAUGAUGUGAGAUGUGGACAGUGGUAUGAUGUAAGUGUAUCUAGUACUGGUGUUAUGCUUGAGAGGAGGACUGAUCUUUUGCAGCGUGCUGAAGUUCGUGUUUGUGCAUUUGAUAUUGAGACCACAAAGCUUCCUUUGAAAUUUCCAGAUGCAGAAUAUGAUUCCAUAAUGAUGAUAUCAUACAUGCUUGAUGGACAAGGCUACUUGAUUAUAAACAGAGAGUGUGUCGGGGAGGAUAUAGAGGAUUUAGAGUAUACUCCAAAACCAGAAUUUGAAGGGUGUUUCAAGGUGACAAAUGUGACAAAUGAGGUAGAACUUCUUAGGCAAUGGUUUGCUCACAUGCAAGAGGUCAAGCCUGGUAUUUAUGUUACAUACAAUGGUGAUUUUUUUGAUUGGCCAUUCGUUGAAAGAAGAGCAGCUCAUCAUGGGUUUAAAAUGAGUGAUGAGCUAGGAUUUCAAUGCGACAAAAUUCAGGGGGAGUGUCGUGCAAAAUUUGCUUGUCAUUUGGAUUGUUAUGCAUGGGUCAAACGUGAUAGUUAUCUCCCUCAGGGGAGCCAUGGCCUAAAGUAUGUUACAAAGGCAAAGUUGGGCUAUCAACCACUUGAGGUGAAUCCAGAGGAUAUGGUUCGCUUUGCGAAAGAAAAGCCUCAGAUGAUGGCCUCCUAUUCUGUUUCUGAUGCCGUUGCAACUUAUUUCCUGUAUAUGACCUAUGUUCAUCCCUUCAUUUUCUCUCUUGCCACUAUAAUUCCCAUGGCACCGGAUGAGGUUUUGCGCAAAGGUAGUGGGACCCUAUGUGAAAUGCUUCUAAUGGUCCAGGCAUACAAGGCAAAUGUUAUCUGCCCUAACAAGCAUCAAUCUGACUCGGAGAAGUUUUAUAAGAACCACCUUCUUGAGAGCGAAACAUAUAUUGGUGGUCACGUGGAAUGCCUUGAAAGUGGUGUUUUCAGAUCUGACCUUCCAACUAGUUUUAAGCUCGAUCCGGCAGCCUACGAGCAAUUAAUCAAUAACCUUGAUCGAGAUUUGCAAUAUGCUAUAAGGGUAGAGCACAAAACGGAUCUGGAAUCAGUCACCAAUUAUGAAGAAGUGAAGAAUGCUAUAAUGGAAAAGCUUUUGAGGUUGCGAGAUGAGCCUGUACGUGAAGAAUGCCCCCUUAUUUAUCAUCUAGAUGUUGCUGCAAUGUAUCCAAACAUUAUUUUAACAAAUCGGCUCCAGCCACCAUCCAUUGUUACGGACGAGAUCUGCACUGCAUGUGAUUUCAACCGUCCAGGCAAAACUUGUCUCCGAAAGCUUGAAUGGGUUUGGCGUGGAGAGAUAUUUAUGGCAAAGAAAAGUGAUUAUUAUCAUUUGAAGAAGCAAAUUGAGUCUGAGUUUGUUGAUGGCACCAAUGGUCAGUCAUCAAAAUCCUUUCUCGACCUUCCAAAGACGGAGCAACAAUCAAAGCUCAAGGAGCGUCUAAAGAAAUACUGUCAGAAGGCAUAUAAACGUGUACUUGACAAGCCAGUCACUGAACUUCGAGAAGCAGGGAUCUGCAUGCGGGAAAAUUCAUUUUAUGUUGACACUGUUCGCAGCUUUCGUGAUAGAAGAUAUGAAUACAAGAAACUUAAUAAGGUUUGGAAGGGGAAGUUGUCAGAAGCAAAGGCUAGUGGAAAUUCCAUUAAGAUCGUGGAAGCACAGGACAUGGUAGUGCUUUAUGAUUCCUUACAACUUGCUCACAAGUGUAUCCUUAAUUCCUUUUAUGGAUAUGUCAUGCGCAAGGGUGCUAGAUGGUAUUCAAUGGAAAUGGCUGGUGUAGUUACAUAUACUGGUGCAAAAAUCAUUCAAAAUGCUCGCUUGCUUAUUGAAAAAAUUGGAAAACCACUUGAAUUAGACACAGAUGGUAUCUGGUGUGUACUUCCUGGAUCCUUUCCAGAGAAUUUUACUUUCAAAACAAAAGACUUGAAGAAACUGACAAUCUCAUAUCCAUGUGUAAUGCUUAAUGUUGAUGUUGCAAGAAACAAUACAAACGACCAAUACCAGACACUUGUAGAUGCUGUCAACAAAACCUAUGAAACUCAUAGUGAAUGCUCAAUUGAGUUUGAAGUGGAUGGGCCAUACAAGGCAAUGAUUCUUCCUGCCUCUAAGGAAGAGGGAAUUUUAAUUAAAAAGCGAUAUGCUGUUUUUAAUCACGAUGGAACCCUUGCGGAGCUAAAAGGUUUUGAAGUAAAGCGUAGAGGGGAGCUGAAGCUCAUUAAAGUUUUCCAGGGUGAACUUUUUGAUAAGUUCCUUCAUGGGUCAACCUUAGAGGAGUGCUACUUCGCUGUUGCUGCUGUGGCGAACCGGUGGCUUGAUCUUCUUGAUAAUCAAGGAAAAGAUAUCGCAGAUUGUGAGUUGCUGGACUACAUAUCAGAAUCAAGCACAAUGAGCAAGUCUUUGGCAGAAUAUGGUGAACAAAAGUCGUGUGCAGUGACCACAGCAAAGCGUCUUUCUGAUUUUCUGGGUGAUACAAUGGUUAAAGAUAAAGGACUCCUUUGCCACUAUAUAGUUGCAUUUGAACCAAGGGGAACACCUGUUAGUGAGCGUGCUGUUCCUGUUGCAAUAUUUGAAACUAAUCCCGAAAUAAUGAAAUAUUAUUUACGCAAGUGGUGCAAAACUUCAUCAGACGUUGGCAUUCGAUCCAUUGUUGACUGGUCUUAUUACAAACAACGGCUUAGCUCAGCAGUUCAAAAAAUUAUUACUAUUCCUGCUGCAAUGCAGAAGGUUGCAAAUCCUGUUCCUAGGGUUAUUCAUCCUGAUUGGUUGCACAAAAAGGUUCGUGAGAAGGAAGAUAAAUUUCGUCAAAGGAAAUUAGUUGACAUUUUCAGUGCAUUCAACAAAGAUGAUUUGUUAAUGAAGACUGGUGAUGCUUUUACCAAUAAUCAUGUGAUGGAUGAGAAUGUUGAAGAUCUGGAAGACUUUCGAAACAAGAGUAGUUCAGUAAAGGAAUGUAGGCCAAUUGUCCGUUAUUAUGAAGUCAAUAAUGAACAACAGGCAGUCAAGACCAAUGGGGAAAUAUAUGCCUUGCAACAAAAAACUGAUCCUAGUGAAAAUUUGCUUAAGCAGUCCUCAUCAUUGCAACACAAUAAUGAAAACAUUGACAGAAAUGUAGAUUACCAAGGAUGGCUUGAAUCAAAGAAGAGAAAAUGGAGAGAUAAUUUGGACAGGAGGAAGAGGCAAAGGUUGGGCAGUCUAAGGACCUCACACCAUGCCAAUGGUGUUUCUGAGCGACUAGGUGGUGUGACAAACCGUAAAGAGGUUCAGGACAGAACUGGUGUUGGUUCAUAUUUUAGGAGGCAUGAAGUAACCCUAACACAGGGCCAUUGGCAGAUUAUACAACUAGUUCCAAGUUCAGAGAAUGGUGUACUUUUCGCUUGGGUUGUUGUUGAAGGAAUCAUGUUUAAGAUUCCUAUAAACAUUCAACGGGUAUUUUAUCUUAACUCCAAAGAGUCCAUUACAGAAAAGUUUCCUGGAAGGUGCGUCAACAAGGCUCUUCCUCAUGGAAAGCAUAGCCAUAACCUAAUUGAGGUUAUGAUUCAUGAAGAUCUAUUUAGGAAAGAGAGCAAAAAGCUUGCUGCCCUCCUUGCAGAUCCAGAAGUUGAGGGGAUAUAUGAAACAAAGGUGCCACCAGAGUUUAAUGCUAUCCUCCAGAUUGGUUGUGUAUGUAAAGCGGAUAAAUCGACUAGGAAACGAAAUUCCCAGGAUGGUUGGAGCCUGAAUGAGCUGCACAUGAAGACUACAACAGAAUGUUCUUAUCUGGAGCAUUCGGUCUCUUUCUUUUACUUGUAUCAUAGCAUAUCUGAAGGACGUGCUAUAUAUGUUGGAUAUUUUCCUACAUCAAGAACAGUAACAGUUGUGGUGGUUAGUCCUCAUCAACAUAGAGAAUUAUCACCUUCCAUCCUUGAAAAACAAUUCCGUGAAGCAUGCCGAACUUUGUCCACUGAAUUGCCUCCUGGGGAUCGUAUUGUGUUCAAGGUGGAUUACGUGGGAUCUGUCAAGGAUGCUGAAAAGAUUUUACAAAGAGCAAUAAGUGAAAACAGACAUGAACAUUAUGGACCUACGAUUGCAGUUAUUGAAUGCCCAAACUCUCAAUUAUUGAGGUCAGGUAUACGAGUUCUUGAUGAUUUCCCUUGUGUGAGCAUUCCUGCUAAUGCUCGUGAUAGUCAAUAUCAGGUUCUUGGUUGGCAACAAAAUGCUGCGAAAAUUGGAAUGCAUCGUUGUGCUGCAUCAGCUCAGUGGUUUAAUGAAAGAAUUUCUCUUGCAAAAUAUGCUCAUGUACCAUUGGGAAAUUUUGAACCUGACUGGCUUAUGUUUACUGCUGAUGUCUUCUUUUCCAGAGCAUUACGUGAUCAGCAGCAGGUACUUUGGAUAUCAGAUGAUGGCAUUCCAGAUUUAGGAGGCACUACUGAAGAAGAUACGUGUUUUGCUGAUGAGGUCCAUCAACCUACUCUAACAUAUCCUGGAGCAUAUAGAAAAGUUGCUGUGGAACUGAAGAUUCAUCAUCUAUCAGUCAAUGCACUUUUGAAAAGCAACCAAGUGAAUGAAAUGGAAGGAGGUGGUUGGUUAGGAUUUGACCAGGAUAUGAAUUUGAGAUCUCAUACUGAUAAUGGACAGUGUGGGUUUGAUGAGAGUACUGCAUCUGCCCCAGCACUUCGUGUCCUGAAACAACUUAUCCAGAGGUGCCUUACAGAUGCCGUUACUUCAGGAAAUGUGUUUGCUGAUGCCAUAUUGCAACAUCUAUAUCGUUGGCUUUGCAGCCCCCAUUCAAAACUUCAUGAUCCAGUGCUUCAUCGCAUUCUUCACAAGGUCAUGCAAAAGGUGUUUGCGCUGCUGUUGGCUGAGUUUCGCAAAUUAGGUGCCACAAUAAUAUUCGCAAACUUCUCAAAGGUCAUUAUAGACACUGGAAAAUUCGAUCUAUCUGCAUCUAAAGCUUACUGUGAUAGCUUGCUGAAAGCUCUGCAAACUAGAGAACUAUUUGAGUGGAUUGAGCUUGAACCAGUGCACUUCUGGCAUUCCUUGCUUUUUAUGGACCAGUAUAACUAUGGUGGAAUCCCUGCUCGAACUGAUGAAAUUGUUGAUGAUAACUCACAAGUGGAUAUUGUAUCAAGCUGGAAUAUUGCUGAAUUUUUACCCAAGGACAUUCAAGAUCAUUUUGUUCUAGUUGUCUCUGAGUUUAUGUACAUCCCUUGGAAAUAUGCACAAAAGCAAGCUGUAAGUAGAGCAUCUUUGCGGGAUGGCAACUUAUGCACUCCAUCAAUCACUGUUGCAGCUGCAGAGACCUUUGAGUCGCACAUGGCGGAAUAUCUGAAAGGCGAGAUCAGCUCUUAUUUCACAGGCAAAAUUCUCGGGAUUGUUCGUGAUAGUAUUCAUCAUAUGAAGAGGAUAAACAGAUCUGAGAGUGAUAAACAAAAUUCACACGAGGUUCUGCAACCUGCUGGUAGUAUCCACAAAGUUGAUGCUGCUUUGGAGUUCAUUAAGCAUGUCUGUGCUGUUUUUUCCCUCGACCAAAGUGUUCAGCAUGAUGUUCUGGUGAUGAGAAAGAAUCUUUUAAAAUAUGUGCGUGUGAAGGAGUUUGCUCCAGAAGCUCAGUUUCGUGAUCCCUGCCCUUCCUUCAUCUUACCAAAUGUGAUUUGCAGCUAUUGCAAUGACUGUAGAGACUUGGAUUUGUGUCGUGACUUGGCUUUACAGGCUCAGGAGUGGCGUUGUGCCAUGCCGCAGUGUGGCCAGCCUUAUGAUCAUGAGGUGAUGGAGAAUGCUCUUCUCCAAAUUGUACGACAGAGAGAGCGGCUCUACCAUCUGCAGGAUCUGGUAUGCAUGAGGUGCAACCAGGUGAAAGCUGCACAUUUAGCAGAACAAUGUGCAUGUGCUGGCUCAUUUAGGUGCAAGGAAGAUGUGUCUGAUUUCCGUAGCAAAAUGCAGAUCUUCUUAAGCAUAGCUAUUCGUCAGAAGUUUCAACUCCUUCAAGAAUGUACCUCGUGGAUUUUGGAAGUUUGAUAGCUAUAAACCUUUGCUCUUGGUAAUCAUGAAUCCUAUUUUCUUGAGUACAUAUUACAACCGUCCCUUACCUGUCCUAGAAUUCCAUCUGGAAUUCCGGAUUAACAUAAGAGUGUAGCACUGCACAGAAGAUUGGGGACCAUGCAACGGAAGCUGCCGUUAACGGUUCUGAAACAUUGGAAAAGCUCAUAUUCAGGGAGGUGGUAAAAAGCAUGGAAAUGGAUCAAACCCAAAAAGAAAGCAACCAAAGGUUUUGAAUCAGAGUGAACCUCUUCCCGUUUAUGCUGACAUGAGUUGCCAUUGAAGGCAACCAAUCAAGGGAACUUAUUGACAGGUCAGGAUCUCUAGGUUUUCAAUCACAAGGUUUCUAUAUCCUUUCACCUUGUCUGUGGUAAGAAAUGGAGAGCUGAUAUAUAUUACGUUUUAAACUGUAUGAUUGCACGUAUAUUUUCUAUUUGUUCAUAAAAUGUAAUAUAUAGUGAAUGGUGUAUAUAAUAUUAUAAUUCUAUCUAUUUUUUUUUUCCCGAA